Messenger RNA from Notolabrus celidotus (New Zealand spotty), 915 nucleotides. RefSeq names its product GTPase IMAP family member 9-like. NCBI's taxonomy places the organism in Eukaryota, Metazoa, Chordata, Actinopteri, Labriformes, Labridae. The record is from RefSeq and is a predicted model, not a curated record. Bases 1 to 915 code for a protein of 304 amino acids. Gene Ontology annotation, molecular function: GTP binding. The transcript has 3 exons.
AUGGCGUCCACAGACGACAGGCUUCAAAAUUCUGCUUCAGAUACAAACAAGAAGAGCGACGCUCUCAGGAUCAUCCUGAUUGGAAAGACCGGAGCGGGAAAGAGUGCCACAGGAAACUCCAUCCUGGGCAGAGAGGCGUUUCAGUCCGAACUGUCCUCCUCCUCGUGGACGUUUCAGUGCAAGAGAGCUGAUGGAGACGUGAGGGGUCGACAGGUGGCCAUUAUCGACACCCCAGGUCUGUUUGACACUAACUUUAAUGAAGAGGAGCUGCUAAAGAGGAUCCAGCCGUGCAUGUCUCUGUCUGCUCCGGGUCCUCACGCCUUCCUGGUGGUUCUGCAGCUGGGCAGGUUCACCAAAGAGGAGAGGGACACCAUCAGGACCAUUCAGUCCUAUUUUGGUGAGGACGCAGCCAAAUACUCUCUGGUGUUGUUCACACACGGGGACAAACUGAAGAAGCAAAGUAUUGAAACCUUCAUCUCGAAGAGCGAAGAGCUCAAAGGCCUCGUUGAUAUCUGCUACGGCAGAUAUCACGUCUUCAACAACCGAACCAACACCCAGGAACAGACCGAUCAGCUGCUGGAUAAGAUCGACAAGAUGAUUCUGCAGAACGAGGGAGGAUUCUACACGGGGAAGAUGUUCAAAAGAGCAAAACAGGCGUCAAAGAAGGAGAAGAAGAGAGUUUUAAAGGAGCAGAAGGACGUAGAGAAGGAGAGGAAGAAUGCUCUGAGGACUGAAGUGGCCCGAGAUAUGGGUUUGACAGAAGAGUCGAACAGACACAAUAAAUGUGUUCUGCAUUUAAUAAAAGCUUUCGCUGAUACUCAACAUGCUCACCCUGUGUCAGACACAAACUGUCUUCAGAGGACUCUCCCUUCUGUGCAAUGCAUGCUGGGAUACAUUCCAGCUCUGCGGUCCUGA